AUGGAGGGAGAUGGUUAUAGCUUCCUUGAAGGGGUAUCAUCACCUUCUAAAAAAUCUAUCACAGAUCUGGAAAAUGUACAACGUGGAGAAAGACCGACAGCCUUUGGAAACUUUACAAUAUGGCGAAAUCCCGGUUCGAGAUUCUCCACUUUAGUCCGCAACCACAUGCACCAAGGAGCUGCAUCCCUGUUGUUCUACGAAGGAAAGUUCAUAAAUAAACAUCAUUAUAUAGAGCCGAGAAUUGUCCGCUACGACGGUGAAAACACCCAGCCACAGACCUUUGUCAUUGGUACUCCAAGUGAUAAGAGAACUCAGCUGGUUAUCCUAUUUCGUCCACUCAAAGAGGUGCUCUGUAGUGGUAAUGGUUUCUUUGAAAUAUGUUCUGGCUCCUUUGCUUGGAACGAACACCAGGUAUAUGAUUGGCUCCAGCCGGGUACCAAUCAGUCUGGUUCAAAGUGGGAACCAAUUUCAGUCAGCCAUGAUCGGGUUUUGGUUGUCCGAGCAGGCACACUGGUUCGAUUUGGUCCGGGUAAAGGCCCGUGUGAUUUCGUAUGCAUGGGCUACUCCAACAGCCAGGCAAGCCUUACGCCAAGUGACAUUGAGUUUGAAUUAUUGGUUGCCCCGUUCCUGCGACGUAUCCCUGAACACAAGAGACUACAGAUACUUUCCAGGCCAGCACUACAGGUCCAGGAUCAGGGAUACCAGGGCCUAAGAACAAUGGAGAACAACGGUGAUCCACACCUCUCUAAUCCAAACACGGAGUUAAACCCACCUUUCCGGAAAGACUGGAACACGAUUACACAAGUCCUCAAAACCUUGCGCAAUGAGGAACAACAGAUGAUUCGUUUCUUUAAUGGCGAUCGAUUCGAGGAUAUCUUCGCAAGCAGCUCACCCGAUAAUGUCUACAGCCAAACCCCUAAAUCUGAGAAGCUUCGUUAUCUACUUGACGUCCAAACGAAGACUUGGCAGUAUUUCAAAGAUUAUCCGGAUUUUGAUACUAGAAAGGACAAUAUUAAAUUCUGGGAAAAUAUCUAUCGUGAAGGUUUCCGUGGUGGAAUGCAGAGUGCCUUUGCAUCUAAAUACCGCUAUGAUGAGAAGAGUACACGAGCUAUACUAAAUCGGGGUGGAAAGAUCCAGGCUCUCACAAGCGAGCUCAAGGAGCCUGGACUAGCCCCAUUCCUUCUUCCGGUUGUUGAUCGCCUCAGUGAGAUUUCAUACCCCAGUAUGAAAAGACUUAGUGACGAGAUAAUGAAAGAAUUUCCCGGUAUCUUGCAGGCAAGUUCAUUGAUACGCGGAAAAUGGGAAAUGUAUGUAAAGACAUAUUUGAUGUUUAUGACGGAUAUUGAGGCAGAUGUUUCUUCCAAUCCCUGCAGCUGUGAGGUGGAAUAAAUUCCAGCAUUGAUUCCGACAGGAAGGAAAGGAAGAGCGAAGAGAAGGAAGGGGCGAGAAAGAAUGACACCCUAGCCAGGGUUACCCUACACCUACCAUGAUUGGAGGAUACUCCGUCAUUGAGUCUAUAUUGUGGGGCUGUUUUCGCAGAGUGGGCCUAUUUGAUUUGUCUU
Messenger RNA from Aspergillus sclerotioniger CBS 115572, 1562 nucleotides. RefSeq lists its product as uncharacterized. Lineage: Eukaryota; Fungi; Ascomycota; Eurotiomycetes; Eurotiales; Aspergillaceae. The transcript has 2 exons. Bases 1 to 1389 code for a protein of 462 amino acids. The record is from RefSeq and is a predicted model, not a curated record.